This is a messenger RNA of Coregonus sp. 'balchen', 2712 nucleotides long. The record is from the annotation of a GenBank genome assembly. NCBI's taxonomy places the organism in Eukaryota, Metazoa, Chordata, Actinopteri, Salmoniformes, Salmonidae.
AUGGCAGUAAAUCCUUUGCCAUCAUCUCUUCCUGGCAGCGUCAAUCCGUAUUUCAACGCCUACAAAAACUCGCUUUUUACCGAUGUCGAAAAACAGAAAACAACCUGCAAAGUAAGGCUGAAGACUUCAAUAAAUUAUCAUGUGAUAGAAGUUUCCAAACAGGACGCGCGAUGGCGCGCUAACAUACAGAUUUGGGGUCAUGAUCAGCAUCCCUUCAAUGAAUGAAGGUUUUUAGCAGUGAGCGCGUCUAAACUCAGCUUGUUUCUGUCUCUUGGGUUUGUAGAAACGUUUUAUCCAUAGACUGGUGUAUGUAGCGACGAGAAAGCUAAACGCUGACGAUAAUCAAAGUGCAAUUGCAGGUAAAAAAAUAAAAAGGUAAAAUCUUAGCCAGAAUGUAUUUCUAGAGAAUGAGUUGCUCACUGUCUGCUUGUCUUCAUUCCAGAAUACUAUGAGCAAUUUUUGUCGAAAUUCCAGAAAAACACACAGACUGAAAAAGUCACUGGCAUACUGCUAUUAUAUCCCAAAAGUAUCAUUCAUUUGAUGGAGGUAUGUUGAGAAUUAACAAUUUUACCUCACUUACAGAUGUUGGUGUAUCACCAUUAGUAGCAUUAUAAAUGGCAUUUCUUUGGUUUUAGUCCUCUUCAGAAGUUCUCCACAUGAUUCUGGAAGAUCUGAACGAAAUGGAGAAAAUCCCAAAGUAAGAUUUCCUCUGACUCCUCCUCAUCGAGGAUAGAUGGUCCUUGCUUUGCUCUGCUAUCUGGACCCCUGUAGCUCAGUUGGUAGAGCAUGGCGCUUGCAACGCCAGGGUUGUUGUGGGUUCGUUUCCAACGGGGGGCCAGUAUGAAAAUGAAUGCACUCACUAAUUGUAAGUCGCUCUGGAUCAGAGCGUCUGCUAAAUUAUGUAAAUGUAAUAUCUGACUGGAUGUUUUUGGCCCAGAUGCCCACUGAAGGAGGUGCGUAUCCUGGUGGUGUCUCAUUGUGUGCUGAGACGUAUGUUCCCGUUGUGGGGCUACCGCUUCGUGACGCUGCCCCUCAGCCUCCAGGACCCCAACCCACAGACCCAGCCCGUGGAGACCCUGGUCCCAGACAGCCUGGCCAUGAUCUACAAGAUGUGUGUGUGUCUACUCAAACGCAGGGUAAAGGAGAUGCAAACACUGUUGGUGGUGAAUGUCUGUACAUGCCAAUUUUAAGACAAAUCCAUCCUUUCCUUUGUAAGGUAUUUUGAUUUGAUGCAUGUAAGCCCUCUACAUGAGAGGAGUGUCACAGGCCUGUUUGUGUGGUUCUAUAGAGUAGCUGUUCAGUGUGUGUGUUGUUCUAUAGGGUAGCUGUUCAGUGUGUGUGUUGCUCUAUAGGGUAGCUGUUCAGUGUGUGUGUUGUUCUAUAGGGUAGCUGUUCAGUGUGUGUGUUGCUCUAUAGAGUAGCUGUUCAGUGUGUGUUGUUCUAUAGGGUAGCUGUUCAGUGUGUGUGUUGCUCUAUAGAGUAGCUGUUCAGUGUGUGUUGUUCUAUAGGGUAGCUGUUCAGUGUGUGUGUUGUUCUAUAGGAUAGCUGUUCAGUGUGUGUGUUGCUCUAUAGAGUAGCUGUUCAGUGUGUGUUGUUCUAUAGGGUAGCUGUUCAGUGUGUGUGUUGCUCUAUAGAGUAGCUGUUCAGUGUGUGUUGUUCUAUAGGGUAGCUGUUCAGUGUGUGUGUUGCUCUAUAGAGUAGCUGUUCAGUGUGUGUGUUGUUCUAUAGGGUAGCUGUUCAGUGUGUGUGUUGCUCUAUAGAGUAGCUGUUCAGUGUGUGUUGUUCUAUAGGGUAGCUGUUCAGUGUGUGUUGUUCUAUAGGGUAGCUGUUUAGUGUGUGUGUUGCUCUAUAGAGUAGCUGUUGAGUGUGUGUGUUGUUCUAUAGGGUAGCUGUUCUGUGUGUGUGUUGUUCUAAAGGGUAGCUGUUCAGUGUGUGUGUUGCUCUAUAGAGUAGCUGUUCAGUGUGUGUUGUUCUAUAGGGUAGCUGUUCAGUGUGUGUGUUGCUCUAUAGAGUAGCUGUUCAGUGUGUGUGUUGUUCUAUAGGGUAGCUGUUCAGUGUGUGUGUUGCUCUAUAGAGUAGCUGUUCAGUGUGUGUUGUUCUAUAGGGUAGCUGUUCAGUGUGUGUGUUGCUCUAUAGAGUAGCUGUUCAGUGUGUGUGUUGUUCUAUAGGGUAGCUGUUCAGUGUGUGUGUUGUUCUAUAGGGUAGCUGUUCAGUGUGUUAUGUUGUUCUAAACCAUAUGAGGUCCGGGGGCUGCCGUUUUUGUUUAGUUUUUUUGUUUGCAUUUUAUCCCCAAUUUCGAUCUCGUCUCAUCGUUGCAACUCUCCAACGUGCUCGGGAGAGGCGCAGGUCGAGUCAUGCGUCCUCAGAAACAUGACCCGCCAAAACGCGCUUCUUAACACCGGCCCGCUUAACACAGAAGCCAGCUGCACCAAUGUGUCGGAGGAAACACAGCUCAACUGAUGACUGAAGUCAGCCUGCAGGUGCCAGGCCCGCCACAAGGAGUCGUAGAGCGUGAUGAGCCAAGUAAAGCUGUGUGCUGUUCUAUAGGGUAGCUGUUCAGUGUGUGUGUGUGUGUGUGUGUUGUUCAAAUCUAUAGGGUAGCUGUUCAGUGUGAGAGUGUGUGUGUUACAGGGUAGCGGUUCAGGCCAGGAUGAUCAGGAGCAGGCUCUUCUGUUAGAGGAGGAUACAGUCAUCUACCUCUGUCAGAGUCCU